Molecule: messenger RNA, 1357 nt
Organism: Linum trigynum
Lineage: Eukaryota; Viridiplantae; Streptophyta; Magnoliopsida; Malpighiales; Linaceae
Source: the annotation of a GenBank genome assembly
GAUCAUUUGCGCUUUGCUUGUAUGCUCUAGAUUGGUGUUUUUUGUAUGAUUAGUUUGUAUGAGAAAAUUGAUAUUAAACUUUUAUUUUGAAAGAAACUUGUUAUUGUAAAUUUUUAACACAAAAACCCACGGGUACCCAUGAACCCACGGAUACACAACGGGUUGGGUUGGGUUUGAGUUUUUCAAACUCAACAAGUUUUACCCAGAUUUUUUUGGCGGAUAAACCAAGGAUUUGGGUUUGGGUUUGACCCAACCCGACCCAUUGCAUUCUGCGGUUUUUGCUUAGGGUUGAGCUGUAACUCGGCGUCUGAAGGAGAAAUAACCCAGUAGUAGCGAAAAAGGAGAAACCGGCGAUGGGAAGCGAGUCGAAAUCCAGCGGCAACACCGCUCCAAAUGGCGGUGGAGGAGGAGGGUUCAAGUCGAAGUUAGAACAUGCCAUGUACAGUGGAGACAAGAAGCAUGUAUUGGCUGGGAUCGCUGUCAUAUCUGUCAUCUUCGGCAUCCCGUGGUACCUCAUGAACAGAGGGUCAAAGCAUCAGUCGCAUCAAGAUUACAUGGAUAAGGCUGAUAGAGCACGGAAGGCAAGACUUUCAUCUGGUUCUUCUGCUAGCUAAUCUUAGCAAAACCUCAAAAAACCCUUCCGAUGGGUAUAAGCACUUGUUCUUUGCAUAGCACAAUAGUUAAGUCGUUUUGACUGAGACAAGAGUCAGCUAUUAGUCGAGGUUUCUUCACUGCGGCUACUCCGGUUGUUUUCGUUUCAGCUGGCUGUCAGCAGAUCAGGGAAUAAAGCAUACAUUAUUUUGUUUUGGUGUGCAAUGCUACCACCACCUGAAAAUGGAGAAAUGGAGAUUUCAUGUUUAGGCCACUGUAUGUGGACCAUUCUUCUGCAGUGUAACCAGCAGCUGAAAAGUUCCUCUAGGUUCUUCAAAUAACCAGAGUUUAGUCUCGGCCAACAGAAUUGGCUGCUUGCAAUUACUUGUAGCGAUUUUGGAUUCUCGUACGAGAAUGUCUGAUGUACGUUGAACCAGACUGUAUUUGACGAUUCAGAGAAAGUUUGGCUAGGAUGCCCGUGGGUUCAUUGUCAUCCGAGCUCGAAAGUAAGGGAAAGGAAACGUCGUAGGAAGCAUCAUAGCCAUAGUCCAUAGAAUAUAGACACUUUGAGCUUGAGAAAAAAAGCUUCUUUAUUCGCCUUAGGCUAUGAGGAGGGACCACGAGGUAGAAGGUAAAAGAAGGCAAGAGGUAGAAGGGCCAGUGUUAAGGGCGAGUCUUACGCCGGGCGAAGGUUUAGAAAUGUGAGCCCGAAGGUUUAGAAUAUGUUCGACCGUAGGGAGAAAGAAAAUGAAUAAGAAAAACUUUA